CGGCUGCAGCGCGCGGCCAUGUCCCGCUGGGCCCCGGCUCAGCAGGAGCCCGGGUGGGGGCCCGAGGCCUGGCAGCAGCUCCCGAGCGCCGGCCCCGAGGGGACGAAGCCGUCGGCGGUGCCCGAGGUGUCGCUGUGGACAGUGGUGGCGGCGGUGCAGGCGGUGGAGAGGAAGGUGGAGUCGCAGGCGCUGAGGCUGCUGAGCCUGGAGGGCAGAGCAGAGACAGCCGAGCAGAAGGUGACCGGGCUGGAGAAGGCCGUGCUGGACUUCGGCAGCCGGCUGGAGCGCCGCUGGGCCGCCCUGGCCACCCUGCUGCAGGAGAGCUCCCGCCGCCUCGACCACGUCGAGCGCCAGCUCCAGCACCGGGGUGGGCCCGGGCCCGCUAUGGUCCUUGCCGGGGACGAGCCGAAGAUGCCAGCGGCAUGCGAGGAUGAGGUGGCAGGUUUGCCAGAGCAGGAAUGGGGGAGCAUGGACAGCCAGCAGAAGGAGAUCUCCAGGAUGGCGAUGAAGGGGAAUUACGAUGAGGCUGGAGUCUUCCUUGGGCCUGCGGAUGCCAGCUCCAAACCCACUCUACUGCUGCCAGCCGAGGAUAGGGAGGAUCCGGGUGCAAGGACACAGGGGCUGCCGGACGAGGGAUCGAUGCUGGGGCACCUUGGCUGCAGUGAGAACAUUGUGAUCAAGACAGAAGAGCAGCAGCCUCAGGAGGAAGGACCACAAGUCCUGGCUCUGCCACAGGCACCCUCGCUGAGGCUGGAAGGGGAGGUUCCCCUGAGCCAGGAGCAGCCUGUGCCCUGGGACCACCAUGCUGCCAUAGAUGGGCAGAAGACAGAAGGAUCGGGCUUAGGAGACUUCUGCACACAUGAAACCACCACCCAGCUUGAAUUUAAGCCCGUGGUUGUGCCCGUGGAAGCUCACCCUGCCCCAGGCUUGCCCUUCCCAACAGAGCAUGUGCUUGGUGUGGGGAAUGACCAGCCAUUUGCCCUGCCCCAGGGCAUGCCACUGGGAGCAGAAACUAGCGCGGAGGUGGCCUCAUCGCAGCUCAGCUCGGAGGAGCAUCGUCCUUGCGCCGGGGGAGAAGAGCCCUGCGCGCUCCCGCUGGGCUGGAAGAGCACCCGCCUGAAGCGCAACCUCCUGGCGCGGCAGCAGAGCAAGGCGAGGAAGAGCAACGGCUCCUUCAUCUGCACAGCCUGCGGGAAGAGCCUGGCCCAUCACGCUGCGCUGCUGCGGCACCAGCGCCUGCACACGGGCGAACGCCCCUUCCAGUGCCCAGCCUGCGGGAAGAGCUUCAACGAGAAGUCCAACCUCAACAAGCACUACCGCAUCCACACCGGGGAGCGCCCUUACCGCUGCCCUGCCUGUGGCAAGGGCUUCAUCCAGAAGCACCACCUCCAGAAGCACCAGCGCAUCCAUGGGGUGCAGCUGCGGGGUGGCUGGGCAGGCCGGGCCCCACGGGCCAGCGCUGCCGGGGAGCGGCUCUACCGCUGCAUUGAGUGUGCCGAGAGCUUCCCCCAGAAAGUCUCACUGGAGGAGCACCAGCGCCGGCACACGCAGCAGCGGCCCUUCCAGUGCAGCGGCUGCACCAAGAGUUUCCGGCACCGGCAGUCUCUGAACCACCACCAGAAGAUCCAUGCUGUGGCCAGCUCUCCUGCUGUCAGCUUGCCAAGCCAGGACCGGGAGCUGGACACAAACCCCUGCGCCGCAUUGACCCAGGACAAUCGGUAGCGUGAGGGGUACACAAGGGAAGGGGCAGCGUUUUGUUUCUCUGGGCUGCUCUGCAGAGGUGCGGCAGCCUCUGACAAUGGAACACACGAGGUGGCUGGUGUCACACCGCUGUGGGGCUGUCCGUGACACCGUGGGGCUGGUGGUACCGCCAUGGGGCUCUGCACUGCAUGGGGCUCCAGGAGGAGGAGGAAGGCUGGAGUGCUCUGCAGGCAGCAAAACAUGCAGGGGGUGAAGAGACUGGCCUGGAGCAGUGGAGGAGGUUCUGGGAUCCAGAGCUGAGCCGGGUUGUGCCGCUGCCCCGUGAUGAGGGAUCUGGCUGAGGAGGAGCCAUGUUGGGCACUGCAGGGUGGUUGAACUCAGGGUUAUUGAACACCACCAGUGUGGCAGGGCUGCGGGGUAGAGGCUGGUCAGCAGCUGGGGAAGAGACAUGGAUAAAAGACUGGGCUGAUGUGGUGGUCUCCUGGUGCACUCUGGGCUGCUGGGGUAGGGAGACAGGACUUGUGCGUACAUUGCCCAUGAGUUACAACACACACCUUGACCAUAGCUGCAGUCAGGUGUGUGGCUCCUGCUCUGCCACCCUGCAACUUCCGAUCGCUCACUCUGGUGGAGGGAAGAGCCCGGCUGUCACCCUAGUGUGAGGCACCCUGAGGAUGAUUCCUCACACUUCAUACAAACCAGGAGCCCAAGUACAACCGGGCCCUGGACUCCAUGUCAGGCCCUGGGCAGCUGCUUCCUUCUUGGCCAGGAGGGGAGGAAUCUGAAGCUGCCCCAUGGUAAUACAGAGCUGCCUGAUGGGAAUGUGGAGUUGCUAAUCACAGCCUAUUCUGGGGAUAUGGGCCCCAUGGCAAUUCCUGGGAAUGCUGAGGGAUACCAACCCUCCUGCCUGCAGCCCUGCCUGUGGCAGUCAGGGCCACACCAUUGCCUGUCCUUUCCCAGUCCCUUUGGGUGCUCAGCUUCCCACAUCCCAAAGGCUCAACGUUCCUGGCCAGAGUCCUGAGGUAGUUCUUAUGUCCCCUUGCUUUGGCCCUCACACAGCAUGGCAGCUGCAUCCACUUGAGGGUGUCCCUAUGGCUUUGGUGGCCAUGUCAAUUAAAAGCAGAGCCCUGGAGCUUGGGGGGGACCUAGGCUGCCAGGGGCAGGAUCUUACCCUUCUGCUGGGCCCUGGGGCACACACCAGGGUGCUGGGUCCAGCACAAGGGACUGGGGUGAACUAGGGAGUGUCCAGCAAGGACUGGGACAGUGGCAAAGGGCCAGCAUCCCCUGCAUUAGUGGCUCAUGGGCUUCUUAGUACAAGAAGGGAGCAGAGGCUGUGACCCUUUAUGAUCCUGCUGCCCUAGGCACAGCCCUGCUUUCUGGGAUCUCCCAGCCCCACUGUGCAGCUGCAGUGGCAGAUGACAGCCCUGUGCCUUCCCCACACAUUCACCAUUGGGACAUUGCCCGGGAUCUUGACCAGUCACCAUACACAGAAGGAGGUGAUGGAGCUGAUAGUGAUGACUCCCAGGCUGGAGCUGCCCUUUACCUCACUGCCCAGGCAGAGCCAGGUUACUCCUGCACCAGACAGGCACAGGGUUGCCAUGCACAGCAGGCAGACAUACAGACAAAUAUUUUAUUGAUUCCAUAGCCUGAGAAAAGGGUCUGGGAUUUCAUAGGAAAUGCUGGUCCCAUUCACAACAGCUUCAAAGGAAAAGCCCUGGCCAGAGCAGUUGGCCAGAGGGAGAGGCCGGCCCCUCCACACCACUUGUGCUGGCCUCGGAGACAUCACCCACCAGCAAAACCAUCACACGUGUCAUUGGAACCUACAUGGGAGCUCUACCCAGGCAGGGGUAACCAGUGCUGUCACUACCACAUCACCAUGAAGCAUCAAUGGCCCUGGUAUCCUGCAGUGCUCUGCUGCAGGAAUGUGUGUGGCACCAUCACCCCCUCAUGGCAAACGCUGCAUCCAGGCACUGCAAACCAUCCCAGAGGAGCAGUGGGAAGUCUUGUGUGUCCCCAAGGAGCAGCAAUGACACUGCCACGCCUCCCCCAGGAGUCACCAGGAAUGAGAAAUAGGAUAAAAGCAGACUGCUUCUCCAUGCGACUUUCAUGGAGGAGUACUCAGACUUGGGGGUGUCAAAUAAUUACAUCAAGCAACGAAGAAUGAAAAUCCUGAACAGAAAAACUAAACUCAUGAGUCUCAGCAGCUCCUCUGGGCUGCAUGGUGCUACCUUACUCUGUACAUGGUCUAGUGUGAGGUGUCCCUGCCCAUGGCAAGGGAUUGGAACUAGAUGAUCUUAAGGUCCUUUCCAGCCCAAACCAUUCUAUGAUUCCAUGAUUCUGUGGCUGCUGGGCCUGGCUUCCAUCGCUUACCAGGCUUCUAUUACCCACCUGCCUCAGGGCAGGCCUCGCUCCAGAAGCCAUUUGAGGUAGCAGAACUAGUCCUCCAUGGGAUUAGUUACAGUGGGAUUUUGCACGUGACUAAAGGAGACAAUAUGCAGUUUGGAGAGCAAGGGCUUCCUUCUUUCUGCAGUGGGACCAGGUGGCAGCCAGUACUGAUGUGUGGCAGCUGUCAUGAAGAGGGGGUUCCUUGCGUGGAGUGCUGUAGUGCUGCAGGUGUCACCUUACCUGUGAAGUGCACCUGUGCAGGCUGCUCCUGAGAGGACACUGACAGGUUCCUGCAGGCUGGCCCUGUUGCCAGAAGGUAUUGCUGGGACCCUGAAAUCACCUGCAGCACCCUCACAGCUGGAAAAUGUUAUGGUUUGAUUUGUUCUAUGGAUCUUCCAAUGCAGAUUUUGUCACCAGGGUAGGGUAUCAGCUAACUAUGGCCAGUAUACAGUGGGGUCUCAGAGAUGCCACACUCUCUUCAUCCAGCAUCCUGGUCAAUGAACUUCAUCAGUGACGCAUUCUUUGGGAAUCUUGCCUGGCUCACUGGCGUGAUUCCCUUCCCUCUGUCCUCUUCACCAUGUCAUUGUGCUUCCACACACGAGGGGCCAUCAAGUAAUGGGUAAUCAGCUGCUGUUUGCAAUUCCUCUCUGGCUGCAGUAGAUGUAACUGAUGAUUCCCCAGAAAGGUCUGCUUGGGAAAACUUGGGGAAUAAGCCAGUAGACACAAGAGUCUGAGGAAUGGCAAAGCGGUUUGGAUCACUGGAGGCUUCUGUAAUUUGCUGCUUAGGGUGCCUCCAAGCUUGUUCCUUCUACAAUUCAGGAAAGCUCCUAAAAUCCAAUGGACAGAUGUUUCACAAUCCCAGUGUCUCACCAUGUGCAAUAUCAGUGCUCAUGCAGUUCCCCUCUGAGGUCACGAGCAGUUUGGCUCUGCCCAUUAUCAUUUCUCCAUCAGCUUCGAAACCACUGCCCUGUUCCCCAGCCUAACCACAGGCUGGACGUCUUGCCCAGCCCAGCUAUGGGAGCUCACAUCCAGCCUGAGGUCUGCCAGGCCAAGUGGGAGCGCAUUUGCUGGUACAGUUUCGGCUGGAGGGCUCGUGUUCCACCCGGAUGCCUCAGGUGGUGAGCAAGGAACACUCCUGUUCAUGGGCACCUCUGGGGCUUCUUGCGACUGGGGCUGCUGGGACACUGGCACACUCUGCUGGACUGCAACCGUAGCCUUCUGGCGCUCGUGUAUCUUCUCGUGGCGCAAGAGGUGGGUUUUGCGGGUGAAGCAUUUCUUGCAGAUGGAGCAGCAGUACGGCCUGUCCUGCGUGUGGGUCUGCAGGUGCCGAUGGAGGUUAUAGGUGCAAGAGAAGAUCCUUUUGCAAAGGUUGCAUUUCAAUAUAGGCUUCUUCUGAGACUUAAGGCUCUGCUGCCGGGUCAAACAUGUGCUGGACAGGCUCGGGCUGUCCACCUCCUCCUUGGGCUGGGCCAGCCAGGGCCCUCCCCCUGCAUAGGUCCCACUGGCCAGGCUGCGCGCAUCUCUGAAGAGAGCCCCGCAGAACUUCCCUCUGGGCCGGAUCCUCAGCUCGGGAUGGACAUUACCCCAGACUUUGGCACCAAAGGCCCUGUCUUUUAUGUGGAUGCUCUGGUGCAGGUCGAGGUGGCGUUUGUCCGUGAAGCUGAUCUCGCACAUGGUGCAUUCAUAGGGCCCCUCUCUGGCAUGGCUCCGCUGGUGAAUGAUGAGGUUGAUCUUCAGGCGGAAGCGCUUCCCACACUCGGUGCAGGGGUGCGACCACUCGCGCACGUAGCCGCGCCGGCAGUUACCCAUCAGCAGGCUACUGCUUGCGCACCGGCUCGGCUUCUUCUUGCUCCUGGCCUUGCCCUGCUCGCUUCUGGGGCCGUUGGGGAAAGCUGUGCUGGAAGAGGCUGCAGAAACCCCUUGUAACACUGCAGGCUCCUCUUCCUUCACCUUGACUUUUUUAGGAGCUUUGUCACGUGCCGGUUGCUUUUCUGUUAAUAAACCUUCCUCUGAAACAGAA
This is a messenger RNA of Melopsittacus undulatus (budgerigar), 6103 nucleotides long. RefSeq names its product zinc finger protein 777-like. Gene Ontology annotation, biological process: regulation of transcription by RNA polymerase II. Gene Ontology annotation, molecular function: RNA polymerase II cis-regulatory region sequence-specific DNA binding; DNA-binding transcription factor activity, RNA polymerase II-specific. The record is from RefSeq and is a predicted model, not a curated record. Bases 19 to 1722 code for a protein of 567 amino acids. Lineage: Eukaryota; Metazoa; Chordata; Aves; Psittaciformes; Psittaculidae. The transcript has 5 exons.